This is a messenger RNA of Vitrella brassicaformis, 1295 nucleotides long. The record is from the annotation of a GenBank genome assembly. Lineage: Eukaryota; Vitrellaceae.
CGAUGCCGCACAUGGCGACGAUGCCGGCACAUAAACUGACGUCAGGCAUCAGGACAAUCACACUCGCUCCCAAGGCCACCAUCCAUAAACCAGCAAGACUCCACGCACAAACACAACAACCAACCAUCGCCCCAUUUGUUUGCAGCAGCAUCUCCCAGUAGAAGCGACCCUUGCCAAACACAUCCGGGAGAUAAAAUCUCAGCAGACAACAAAUCAAACUGAUCAUGUGCCCACCUCCCUCAGUGCUCUACCAUACAGAAAAACUACCGCAUCCCCUCUAUCUAUGACAGAAAUACUGAGCGAGCCAGAGGCGAAGUUGGUGAGUGCAAGCAACAUUGGCUCGCCACGACUGCCACCUCCCUCACCACUCACUCUAUUUAUACCCUCAGACAUGUCUGUCUGUCUAUCGUGAGAAGAGACUGAAGAUGAUACCCCACGUUACGGCACGCCAGAAACGCUUGGCAGGUGAGUCCUCGUCCUCCGCAGCUGCAGCCACCAGGCAGGCAGGCAGGGAGGGAGGGAGGCAGGGAGGCAGGGAGGGAGGGAGACAAAGGGGACAGAUCAGAACAGCACACAGAAAUGCACGCAUGAAAGUUACGAGUGCUGGUGUGUUUGUCAUACGUCGUGGCGGUGGUGGGUAGAUGAUGAAGCGGACCGCCUUCUUGGGGGUCUCUCCCCGACCUGAUCAGUGGACAUCAGAAAUACCAACACACCAAUCACACACAGUGAUUUGUUAACUGACCUCUGACGACCUCCCGGACAGGCCAUCUCGGAUCAAUGUUGCGCUUGAGGGACACCUCAGGGAUUAUUCUACCCUGACGCGCCCGCACGUGGCCUUUCACGCUCAACGGGCACCUCUCGUUUGCCACCUCCCCGAACUCGUCCAUCGUCAUGCCCUCCGUCAGAGGGACGUCGAACACGCGGCCGCAUUGUGUGCCAUCUUGCUCGAAGGCUUGGGCAAACAGGCAGUCCUCUGCAGGGCUCCCCUGCUGAUCUUUCUUCGGCUUGCUGCUGGGGAAGCCUGUGCGGAACUGCUGCAUAGCUUGGGAGGUGGCCGGGAGGAUGGAUGGGUCUUUGAGUUGGGAGAGAGGAAGCUGCAGGCGGCUGGUCGAGGCGCGACGACGGAGGGAGGGCGGGCUCACCACGAAUGACGGAACCUCCCCAGCCUGCAUGGCACACACACAUGGCACACACACAUCACAGUGAUGCUACGAAAUGUGUGCGUCUGAUCACCUUGUUGCUGGCGCCCAGGGAAGGCACGAAUAGCAGAAUAGCCCACAUCGACAUCAUCAGGG